AAUUCGUAAGGAAAAAAAUGCCCCAUUCAAUAACCCAAAGAAUCGAUGACAACAAUGUGGAUGAAUUUUUGGGAGGCUGGAUGGAUAACCGCGUCCGUGCGCUGGUUUUUGAACCUAGAAACCGGACAAGAUUGCGAUAUUUACUAAGUGCGUACGCUUUUCACCAUAGAGUUGCAUUCGGAUUAGUUCACUUAAAUAGCAGUACAAGUUUACAAAUUCAAAUUCGAUAUGAAGUUAGCACAAUCCUGGAUACUCUUCUCGUAUUUAAUGAGGACUUCCACAGGCCUUUAGCCACGAUUUCCCUGCCUGAGAUUCCCGUUAAAACUUUAAAUCAAAUCAUAUCAUCAAAUCAAUAUCUAAUGCUACCAAGACUCUCAUCGCAACAAGUUAUGGAAGGGGUAUGUCCAGCGGAAUGGAGCCGUCCUCGAAAACGUUUAUGUGUUAUUCUUAUUACCGAAAACAAUGACUCAUACAAUCACGCUCGUAUUAAUUUCCGAAAUAUUGCUCUUCAGACUGAAUACAGUAAAGAGAGAGUUAGAUUCGCUUAUAUGUUCAAGAAUAAACAAAUUGAUUUCAUUAACGCGAUCUCCAAAGGAGCUGAAACAAAUCAAGUCUAUCAAAUUGUAAUUAUUUGGCGGUGCGAUCAAACUCAUUUAAAAUAUGAAUGGAUAAAGGUAGCCCAGCUUAACAUGGAAUCGAACCUAUAUGAUUCAAAUGAAUAUGUUAUAAACGUCACAAAACGGCACCUCGACAAAACAAUACAAAGGCUCUUAAAAGCAGGUGAGGCCUUCAGAUUCGAAGCUUUUGUUGAGAACCUUUUUGAUGAGCAUUCACAAACUUUCAUCAAUAAAUGGCUAGCUAAAUUCGGAUAUUUAUGCGAAUAUUUGAUUGACCACCUGGAAAAAGAACAUAUCCUCGCCAUGUUAUCUCUCAUUGGAACAGUCGUGUUCAUGUUUGCUGUUGGAUAUAUUAUGGUAUAUUUUGUUCGAGCCGAAGAAGAAAGCUUGAAAGAAAGGGGACAGCUGAAAGGACAUCCCAAUUUUUUAAUGAAACAAACUCGCAGUACUCCAGAACUUAAAUUACAUGAACUUAGAGCUGAGAAAUAUAAUGGAAUGGUUCGACUGUUAAAGCCGGGCUGCCGAACUAUUAUUUUAGUCACCGAUAUUAAAACACGACCAAAAUUAAUUCCCUCAUUUCAUAAAGCUGUAUGGCCAUACAGGAAAUCCAAAACUUUAUUAUUUGGUCAUAUGCUUAUAGAAAAGGGGUUGCUAUGGUAUGCUGAGCUACUAAGGUUAUCCUUGUGCGAAUCAAAACCCCUAAAUAUAAAUCCCCGAAAUUGUGUGGGCACGGUGAUUGCUCUUAAUGGCCACCGCAAAUAUUUCUGCAUGUAUCACGCUAAACAUCCGGAAUCAGUUCGCGAUGAAAAGCUCGAGUAA
Messenger RNA from Rhagoletis pomonella (apple maggot), 1436 nucleotides. It is a transcript of the gene l(3)80Fg, whose product is annotated as dnaJ homolog subfamily C member 16. The record is from RefSeq and is a predicted model, not a curated record. NCBI's taxonomy places the organism in Eukaryota, Metazoa, Arthropoda, Insecta, Diptera, Tephritidae.